CCGCGGCGCGCGCAGGCCAGAAGCGAGACAGAAAUGGCGGCGACGGCGGGGGAAGCAGCGUGAUAUGAUGGAGCAAUAAAACAACCUAAAAAUACAAAUGUCAGUCCAUUGUCGAGAAAAUGAAAAAGAUGUCGAAUUAGGCCGUAUUUUGUAAUAAUUAUUACAAAAAAAAACGAACACCUUCCCCGGAGAACGUCCAUCUUCUGAUUGGAAAAGAGAAUCUCACAGGGAGCAUGGCUUCUCAGAGUAACGUUAACCAGUACAUCUUCGGGGAGUUCAGCCCUGAUGAGAUCAAUCAGUUCUUCGUGACUCCACGAUGUUAUGUUGAGCUUCCCCCCUUCAAUGACAAAGUCUCCUGCGUCAGUCAGUCUUCAGGAAGUUACUGCACUCCUGCUGUGCCUUACAUUACGGAGUCUAUGAGACGGCAGGUUUGCGGCGAAGACUACCAGCGCAUAGAGUUUGGUGUGGAUGAGGUGAUGGACUUGGAGCCUGUGGGAGUGAAGGAUCCUCUCUUCAAGGUGUCCAGCACGCUGAACCCCCAGGCUCCAGAGUUCAUCCUGGGAUGCCAGCCGUCUCAGAAGGUCCCGCAGACAGCCACAGCCCUCUCUCCGGUAGCAGACGUCCCAGACGGAGCACAAUACAACUCACUGGACGAACCCGACGGCCCGGACGGACCUGAUGGCCCAGACUCUGAGCCUUCUGCCAUGGACGGCAACCAGAACUGCCAGGAUGGGGACGGGGGCCCGGGCAGCCUGGGCCAGCGGGAGAGGAAGAAAAAGAAAAAGCGCCCGCCAGGAUACUACAACUACUUGGAGGGCUCAGGUCCCAAUAGCGGUGGCAUGGGAGUGGACGGGCCUCCUGGAAAGGGGUUGGUGAAUGGACAUGUUCUUAGCGGCCCUCACCUCGGGUCGCAGGACAUGGUUGGUAAGGCGUUGUCAGAGGGCGGACUUUCCACCUCAGCCCCUGUCGCUACGGCAGCAGCGAAUCAGAGGACUUGUGAUAGCCCUGAUGAAUCGUCUUUGGACUUCACGAGUGGAGCUGCCUCUUUAUCAGAUGGUAAAGACGCGGCCUCCUCCUCUUCUUCCUCCUCCUCUCAGAGCAGUGGGGUGGCAGAGGGAGGCAGAACUGCAGAGCAGCAGCCUGAGAACAUGGCUCCAGAGAGCCCUGAACUGCUGGGCAGCGGUGGGCACAGCCCCUGCCCCACCUCCCCUCCCCCCUCGGUUGCUGUGGCCAGCCCCCCUGCCACCAUUGCUACUGCUACUACUGAAGAAGAGGAGGAGACUAGGGACAGUGGGGUGGCUAAUGGGCUGGCUGAGCCCCAUGCUGGCAUCAGUGCAGACAGACACAAGGAGGCCUCUGAGAUGUUGGCGCAGCCCCAGCAGCAGUCCCCAGCUCCCUCAGUGGAGCCUGCUUCCUCCCCAGACUCUGAGGCCCAGCCGGCGGUGGCAGAGCAGCCUAAGUCGUCUGCCCCUCCGGCUGCGCCCGCUGCCAACCCCCUCAAAUCCUGGGCUAGCCUCUUCCACAACUCCAAGCCUCUGCCUGGAAGCCCUCAGGCCUAUGUGGAGGUGAAGAAUGUGGUGGAGGUCGUGGCUCCCUCCCUGGCUGCUGUGGAGCAGCAUGAGAAGGCUGGGGAGGUGAAGGAAAGCCUUGUCCAUGUAUCAGAGGAUCCCAUGGCCCCUAAACUUGCAGAACUAAUUCAGAAUGUGAAGUUGAUACACAAACCAGUGUCUUUGCAACCAAGAGGACUGAUCAACAGGGGAAACUGGUGCUAUAUCAACGCUACAUUGCAGGCCCUGAUUGCUUGCCCCCCCAUGUAUCACCUGUUUAAGUCCAUUCCCCUGUUCAAUGACACCCAGAGACCCUGUACUUCCACACCCAUGAUGGACAACUUUGUAAGGCUUGUCAAUGAGUUCAACAAUAUGCCUGUGCCAUCCAAAGCCAAGCAGCAAGCUGCUGGUGAAAAGAUAAUAAAAGACAUUCGACCAGGUGGUCCUUUUGAACCCAACUACAUCUACAGACUCCUCACCCUCAUCAAGUCGAGUCUCUCGGAGAAGGGUCGACAGGAGGAUGCGGAGGAGUACCUGGGUUUCACCCUCAACGGACUGCAUGAGGAGAUGCUGGCUUUGAAAAAGUUAAUCUCCCCUCAGGAAGAGAAAGCCCCCACACCCAACGGCCCAGAGUCCCAGUCAGGUGUGGAUGAUGAUGCUGCUGCUGAUAAGGAGGAGGGGAGCGAGGACGAAUGGGAGCAAGUGGGCCCCCGAAACAAGACCUCCAUUACCCGUCAAGCUGACUUUGUCCGCACCCCUAUCACUGACAUAUUCGGAGGGCACAUCCGGUCGGUGGUGUACCAGCAGAACUCUAAGGAGUCAGCCACCCUGCAGCCCUUCUUCACCCUGCAGCUGGACAUCCAGUCAGAGAAGAUCCGCACCGUUCAGGAGGCCCUGGAGACCCUGGUGGCACGGGAGUCAGUUCAGGGCUACACCACUAAAACCAAGCAGGAGAUUGAGAUCAGCCGGAGAGUGACCCUAGAGGAGCUCCCUCCAGUGCUGGUGCUCCAUCUCAAGAGAUUUGUGUUUGAGAAGACUGGAGGCUGUCAGAAACUGAUCAAGAACAUUGAUUACCCUGUAGACCUGGAGAUCAGCAAAGAUCUCCUCUCUUCAGGGGUGCGGAGCAAAAUUUUCAAAGGCCAAAGAACCUACAGGCUCUUUGCAGUUGUCUAUCACCAUGGGAACAGCGCUACAGGUGGCCAUUACACCACGGAUGUCUUCCACAUCGGUCUGAACGGCUGGCUGCGCAUUGACGACCAGGCAGUGAAGGUCAUCAACCAGUACCAGGUGGUGAAGCAGACUGCUGAGCGCACUGCCUACCUGCUGUACUACCGUCGGGUCGACCUGCUGUAGACACCACACACGCGUACAUGCACACGCACACAGAGGAACACUCAUUUUACACAUUCAACUACACAUACACACUCCCACUACAGGCAUACACACUCAAGUGCACAUGCAUACAUUCAAACACACACACACACACAAACUAAUGAACAGGAACACUGCCCAACUUCUUCUAUUGCAAGAUUUUCUUCUUCCUCCCCUCAUCCCUGCUUUUCCAGAGAGCCAGCUUUUCCAACAAUGCCUUUUUUCCUUUUAUCUUUUUUGAAAGAAUUAGGGGGAAAAGGACACGUUGUAAAAUAAUUUCCCUGUGAUGGCUUCCUCUUCUCUGUGCGCCACUGCUGUUUUUUUUAAUGCUGUGAGGAGAGACUGUUGAAUGGACUGAGGGGAGGGGACUUUGAGACUCGCCUCUGAACCUACAGCCUCGUUCAGACUGGGAACAGUGGGUAGUUCGUCCUGUGGGUAAAGUAUCUAUCUACAACACGAGGCUGCAGAUGGACGGUUGGCCUGCUGGAGAGAAGUUGUAAUUUUGUUUAUCUACUCAAAUGUUUUUUUUUUUUUUUUGAAAAUGGCGUAAAAUAAUCAGUUUUGCCUUUUAGCAAGGGGAGUUGUUGUCCUAAUGAAUUUGCAGCAGUUUAAACACCUGUUGAAAUUUUGCCGGAGUUCGUCGGAAAAAGGCACAGCACCAGCAAACGACAAAACGUUAUUGGAUGAGUCUCUAACUCCAGAGGCAAGAUGCUCUUCAUGGCCACCAUCUCUUCUUACUUCUCCACCUUCCUCACUUUUCUGAUGCUUUUAAAUCUAGGUAAAACUUGAGCCAUCAAAAAAUAGAAAAAAUGACAGGAGAAGAGGUGCUGAAACUUUAACAGCUUUGUUUGAAAGAACCUUGUGGUUUCUGGGUGUGGAAUUAGAAUGACGAUCUAAAACAAUUUUAAUGUGCUUUAGGAUUUAAAUGAUUUUUAAAAAUAAGCUUCUGUGCACGUAUAAUAUAUCUGAUCAAUAACAAGAUGUGGAUGUGCUAAUGCACACUUGCAGAUAUUUUAAGAUUUAAAAUUGUAAAAAAAAAAAAAAAAAACAUGACAUCUGAAUCUAGUUGAGUGUCACCUUGUUUGGCUCCCUGGGUGGCUGUUAGUUCUAAAGCUUUUUGAGUACUCUGGAGCACUGGAGAGAUGCCAAUGAAGACUGAGAUUCCACCGCAAGCACCGGCCCGUGUUAAUUUUAUACCUAUCCUUUCCCCCCUCAUCCUUCAUUUAUAAUUUUUUCCCUGUUCUGGUCUAAGGGUUCCAUCUAUGUAUAGGCGGCCUGCCUUUGUAGAGUUACAACAGCCACAUGACCCCUUACCCCACCAACUCACCAGAAAAAGGGGGCUGCCUUAGGUUCGCUAUGCGAGGCUUUCUAAUCCAAAUCGCCACUCGAUGUACGAGUCCAACCCAGUGAGUGUGACAACUGUAAGUCAAAUGUCUGUAAAGUUUUAUGGGAAUGUACCUUACCUUUGCAUUUCGUCUUUUGUGGCUGAGUGCAGUUCCUCUCCAGUGAGAGAGACUGUCCAUGUUGAGGGGAAGUGGGAUCACAUCUGCUGCUUGGCUCUAGAAAUGAAAUCCCCCACAAUAAAUGCGCACAAAAGGAAAUCAUGUUUUGUUUGAGACCUUGCUUUUUGCGUCAUUAUUAUUCAUUGAUUGUGUUUUUGAGUUUCGCUUAAAUGUUAUUUUGUUGUUUUUAAUUUGUUCAAUAACACCAUGACCGUUUCCCCAGAAUUAUACUAUAUGGCAUCUAAAUUGCUAUUUGAGGGUAAAGCACACCAAUGAAUAAAAUUGGACAAGUUGUUUGCUUGAUCAUAUUUUAUUUUCUCGUUAUUUUUUAUUUUUCCUCCACUAAGUUUGAUCCGUAGUCUAAUCUUAAGGGACAUUUCAAGCAAACCAAUGUCAAAAUCUGUCAGUAUUUAAUCCUUUACAAAAAUCACAUAACUAGUACAUUACUUUGCUGAAGGCUUGGUGCAUUGUGGUUUACCUUUGUAUACUCUGUCCUUAAUGGGCAAAGCAGACUAUUUUCUAACGAUAUUUCACAUACAGUAUACACUUUCUCACGUGCACACACACUUGGUCAUUGGAUAAAGCGAGGUACACAACUGGGAAUGGGUCCUUUUGUAAGGCGGCUCUCACACUCCCAUUUCUGACCACUGGAAGGUUGGGGCAGUGUGAAAUCAUUUUUCCCACAUCAGAAUAGCAGGGCAUGCAUUUUAGAUCUUACAGGAAGAGCUUAUUUUAUCCCAUUUCUCACUUUGUAGUUCUCUCACUGAUGGUAGCAGAGACUAAUUCAAUAUACCUGUAUCCCCUUUUAUUUAAAGUGACUGGAAACUUUGUCCAUUACUCAGUUAUCUUACCAUGUGCAUUUUCUGUGUUGCAUAUUUUGAGUUUGGAGCAAUGUCAUUUAAAUUGCCCAUACAAUUCCCUUUCAUGAAUUACUGUUGUAUAUUUUGUCCUGAAAAUGUGUUAUGUUAAAGUGACUGCAAUUUCGUAGUCUAAACCAAGCAGAAUUUGAUUCCCUCAAGUCAUUUGCUUAUUACUUAUGGGUAUGUAAAGUUUUUUUUAUUUUUUUUUAUCCCCAAGUGAAACCAAAGGAUACUUCACAUUGAUCCUGUUGCCUUUCAUAAUUGCGCUAAUGCUUCUGUCUAAUUUUGGUUUCACCUCUGCAUCAUAAGUUCUGUUGCCACAGCUCAUGAUUCAUUCAAUCAGCAUGGCUCAGUCAUUCCAUAUGAGGAAAUUGAGCUGAUCUGUACAGAUCAUUAUAAAACUCCUUAUAAGUGUUAGUUCAAUUGUGUUGAUGGCUAUGUGGUCAUAUCUGAUACACUCAUUGUGACAAUGUUGGUUUGAAACAGACCCUGAAGAAUGUUUUGAAGAUGGUUUGAAACAGACACUAAAGCUGUCAGAAAGCUUUCUGUUGUACACAUUUUAUCCCGGAGUCUUUUUUUAUGAUUAUGGUCAGGAUGAUAUGUGCUGGCGUAUCGCUUCAAUGAUGUCGUUCUGUUUAGUUUGUGCUUCCUAACACGGUUGUCUGCUGAGGGCUUGUUGGGAUAUCAAGCUGAAAACAAACUAUAUGCUGUCUUUUAAUCUCAAUCCUCCAGCAUUCUACUCUUUUUGUUUAUUGUUCAAAUAAAUGAUUGUGUUAAACCGAA
This is a messenger RNA of Oncorhynchus mykiss (rainbow trout), 6063 nucleotides long. Its product is annotated as ubiquitin carboxyl-terminal hydrolase 10. The record is from RefSeq and is a predicted model, not a curated record. Gene Ontology annotation, molecular function: cysteine-type deubiquitinase activity. NCBI's taxonomy places the organism in Eukaryota, Metazoa, Chordata, Actinopteri, Salmoniformes, Salmonidae. Gene Ontology annotation, cellular component: nucleus; cytosol. Gene Ontology annotation, biological process: regulation of autophagy; protein deubiquitination; DNA damage response, signal transduction by p53 class mediator.